UCCUUCAACUCGCGCGCAUGAAUGGUUAAAAAAAAAAAGAGGGCGGGGGGGAAUGUGAGGCUCGAGCCCGCCAGCCAGGCCUCUAGCUCCUAGCGCGCGCCCUCAGCAAGGACCCGCGCGAGCUGCCCGUGACCAUGCCUGCGCUAUUUGAAACUGCAGAACCCGUUAGGAUCUUGGGGGAAACUACCGUUCCAGCUGGUUCCGGAGCCCAUGCGUGACAGCGGGGAGAGUGGCGGUCGCGAGGCGGCUCAUACCUUUCGCGUCUCUGCACCGUGGAGACUAGAACCGGCAUUUUCGAAGGACGCCACCUCCAAUCGCAGCGCUGGCGCGGGCGGAGGCUAAAACACGGGGGUCCUGAGACUGAGGAAAACGCGCCAAGUUCCCCUCGGUGGUGGAGUGGGAAAGACCCUAGCGGUUCCGGCGCUUCGCCAGCGGGAUUAGUUCUUGCGCUCCUCACUAGCCCGGGGCAGGCGCGGGCGGGCGCCGCUCCGGGAAUGUAGUUGGUGCCGGCGCAAGGCAGGACCGAGCGGCGGCCCGGGUUCCCGCUCUUGAUAGCGAAUGGUCACUCCCCCGCGGGGUGGGUGAGCCGACCAGCUUUCCUCGGGUCGGGGACUCCGCGGGCUCGGGGCAAGGUCUCAUCUGUCGUACUCACACUCGUCCCGGUUGGACUCGCCGGCGUCACCGCCGCGGACCUCGCUUUGGGCCAUGACUAGACUUGUCUCCCAAGAAAAACCUUUUUCGAGAAGUAUUAAUGCUUAGAGAUCCCUGACGAGCGCAGGCUGGUUUAUCAUUCAUGAUAGCGUUUCAUCAGUAGCAGUAAGUGGCUAGCAGAGUAUGAUUGGUGAUUAUAAUAUCUGUUUAUAAAUUAAUACUUGUCAACUUUGAGAUUUAAAGAGAAAAUGCCUGGUGUCAUACCUAAUGAAAGUAAUGGGCUUUCAAGAGGUAGUCCAUCAAAGAAAAACCGACUUUCCUUGAAGUUUUUUCAGAAAAAGGAAACUAAGAGAGCUUUGGAUUUCACAGAUUCUCAAGAAAAUGAAGAAAAAGCUUCUGAAUAUAGAGGGUCUGAAAUUGAUCAAGUUGUUCCUGCAGCACAGUCCUCACCUAUAAACUGUGAGAAGAGAGAAAACUUGUUACCAUUUGUGGGACUGAAUAAUCUCGGCAAUACUUGUUAUCUUAAUAGUAUACUUCAGGUAUUAUAUUUUUGUCCCGGUUUUAAAUCUGGAGUGAAGCACUUAUUUAAUAUUAUUUCAAGGAAGAAAGAAGCUCUCAAAGAUGAAGCCAAUCAAAAAGAUAAGGGAAAUUGUAAAGAAGAUUCUUUGGCAAGUUAUGAACUAAUAUGCAGUUUACAGUCCUUGAUCAUCUCAGUUGAACAGCUUCAGGCUAGUUUUCUCUUAAAUCCAGAGAAAUAUACUGAUGAACUGGCUACUCAGCCAAGGCGACUGCUUAAUACACUCAGGGAACUCAACCCUAUGUAUGAAGGAUAUCUACAGCAUGAUGCACAGGAAGUAUUACAGUGUAUUUUGGGAAACAUUCAAGAAACCUGCCAACUCCUAAAAAAAGAAGAAGUAAAUGUGGCAGAAUUAUCUAACAAGGUAGAAGAAAAACCUCAUGAGAAAGAGGAAAUUCGUGUUAACAGCAUAGAGAUGGACAACAUGAGGCAUUCUGAAGACUAUAAAGAAAAACUCUCAAAAGGAAAUGGGAAAAGAAAAAGUGACAAUGAAUUUGGUAACAUGAAGAAAAAAGUUAAGGUAUCCAAGGAACAUCAGUCAUUGGAAGACAACCAGAGACAAACCAGAUCAAAAAGAAAAGCUACAGGUGAUACAUUAGAGAUUCCUCCUAAAAUAAUUCCCAAGUACAUUUCUGAAAAUGAGAGUGCAAGACCCUCACAAAAGAAAUCAAGAGUUAAAAUAAAUUGGUUAAAGUCUGCAACUAAGCAACCCAGUAUUCUUUCUAAAUUCUGUAGUCUGGGGAAAAUAACAAACCAAGGAUCUAAAGGACAGUCUAAAGAAAAUGAAUAUGAUUUUGAAGAGGACUCUGAGAAGUAUGAAAAUGAUGACACAACUAAUGGUUGUGGAUUUGAACCUUCGGGGAAUAAUGUUAAGCCCAUUAAUAGUAAUGAAGUUAAGCCCAUAAACAAAGGCACAGAGCAAAUUGGUUUUGAGCUAGUAGAGAAAUUAUUUCAAGGUCAGCUGGUAUUAAGGACUCGUUGCUUAGAAUGUGAAAGUUUAACAGAAAGAAGAGAAGAUUUUCAAGACAUCAGUGUGCCAGUGCAAGAAGAUGAGCUUUCCAAAGUAGAGGAGAGUUCUGAAAUUUCUCCAGAGCCAAAAACAGAAAUGAAGACCCUGAGAUGGGCAAUUUCACAAUUUGCUUCAGUGGAGAGGAUUGUAGGAGAAGAUAAAUAUUUCUGUGAAAAUUGCCAUCAUUAUACUGAAGCCGAACGGAGUCUUUUGUUUGACAAAAUGCCUGAAGUUAUAACCAUUCAUUUGAAGUGCUUUGCUGCUAGUGGCUUGGAGUUUGAUUGUUAUGGUGGUGGACUUUCCAAGAUCAACACUCCUUUACUGACACCUCUUAAAUUGUCACUAGAAGAAUGGAGUACAAAGCCAACCAAUGACAGCUAUGGAUUAUUUGCGGUUGUGAUGCAUAGUGGCAUUACAAUUAGUAGUGGGCACUACACUGCCUCUGUUAAAGUCACUGACCUUAACAGUUUAGAACUAGAUAAAGAAAAUUUUGUGGUCGACCAAAUGUGUGAAAUAGGUAAGCCCGAACCAUUGAAUGAGGAGGAAGCACGGGGUGUGGUUGAAAAUUAUGACAAUGAAGAAGUGUCAAUAAGAGUCAGUGGAAACCCACAGCCAAGUAAAGUUUUGAACAAAAAAAACGUAGAAGCUAUCGGACUUCUUGGAGGACAAAAGAGCAAAGCAGAUUAUGAGCUAUACAACAAAGCGUCUAACCCUGAUAAAGUUGGCAGUACAGCAGUUGCUGAAAACAGAAAUUCUGAGACUAACAAUACUAAUGGGACCCAUGAAUCUGAUAGAAACAAGGAAUCCAGUGACCAAAUGGGCAUUAACAUUGGUGGAUUUGAGAACAAAAUUUCGUAUGUAGUGCAAAGCUUAAAGGAAUAUGAGGGGAAGUGGUUGCUUUUUGAUGAUUCUGAAGUAAAAGUUACUGAAGAGAAGGACUUUUUGAAUUCUCUUUCCCCUUCUACAUCUCCUACAUCUACUCCUUAUUUGCUAUUUUAUAAGAAACUAUAAAGUGAGUGUAUUUUUCUUGUAUAUAUUAAACAGACCGAGACACACAUCAGUAAAAAUUACAUCAAAGAUUCUUUAGCUUAGCUUUUGAAGCUAUUGGAUAUUAUUGGUCUCUCUAGGUUUUUAUAUAGUGAAAUUUUAAUUACUGAAAACCAUGUCAAUUUUAGAAUUCAUUACUUAGUAGAGACUAGUUAUACAUUAGCUUCUGGGGACAACCUUGUAUAGAUUCUUAAUUAUCCAAAAUGGAAGCAUUUGAAUUUACACCUAUCUUUUGUGUUUGCUUUUUAAAAAUAAAGUACUUGUAUCCAUAUUUUGGAGUAAUUAUCUACAUAAUGUUUAUAGGUCCUGUGGUUUUUCAGCUAAGAAGCAGAAUCUCAUUUCAGUACAUUUAGUUUUAUAAGUCAUGAAGGCCAGAUCUUUGAUGGGCUGUAUUAGAGGCACAAAGUCUGGAAUAUGUGUGUAUUCACAAUGAUGUAAAUUUUGUGCCUUGAAUCACUUCAGAAGUCUCAGAAAACGUGGACAGUCCUUUACAGCAAUUUUAUAUGUAUUUAUAAGGAUGAUUCUGUACCCUAGUAAAUCUUUUUUGGGCAUGGACAAUUUGUAUCUCUUCAUAGUCAUUUUCUGCACGAUCUGUAUAUAGUACAUCAAACUUAGAGGUAUGACCUUAAGUUUAACUUUUUAAAAAAAUCAUAAGGUCAAUAAAAUUUAAAAUGCCUAAAAACUGUAUACUAAUGCUCAAUUUUUUACUUGCAUAUUUUUACCGUAAAUAUGUACAGCUGGGUUCUCUAAAACAAAAUAUGUGUAUGUGUGUAUAAUGUAUGUAUAGAAGAGAAUAAACAGGCAUAAUUAUCUUUAAUACUUUCUGACAGUUGAAGAAAUUUUCAAAUGGAAUUCAAAUUGUACUUAGCUAUCUAAGAUGUCAUACUUGAAAGUUUCCAGUAAGAAUUGUUGCAUCCUAGUUGUCCUUUAGGCAUAAAACUUUAUGGAAUACAGAAUUGCAAAACUUUAGAUGAUGCUUCGGGCACACAUAAAAACUUGGUUAAAUUUUCAUUGUAAAUAUAUUAAACUGGUAAAUAAUUAUGUUAAAGGACAUUCUUGGUGUUGAUACUAAAAAUGAUCCUAAAGAAUAUGUAAAUUCUAUUGGAAUAACAUAGUUUAUUUCAACAAAUGAGUGCCUGUCAACUAAUAAAUUACAUAGUUAAAUAAAGUCACAUUCUUCCAUAA
Messenger RNA from Pteropus alecto (black flying fox), 4469 nucleotides. RefSeq names its product ubiquitin specific peptidase 1 (gene USP1). Gene Ontology annotation, molecular function: cysteine-type deubiquitinase activity; cysteine-type endopeptidase activity. Gene Ontology annotation, biological process: protein deubiquitination; regulation of DNA repair. Gene Ontology annotation, cellular component: nucleus; cytosol. The record is from RefSeq and is a predicted model, not a curated record. Bases 900 to 3248 code for a protein of 782 amino acids. Lineage: Eukaryota; Metazoa; Chordata; Mammalia; Chiroptera; Pteropodidae. The transcript has 10 exons.